AAGUCUUAAAAUUAUUAUUAUUGUCUUUUGUGUAGAUUAAACAAAUUUGACUUUGGGAAUUGGAAAACUUAGUGAUUUAAGAAUUGUAUUUACUUUUUUGGAUCAUAUGGUGAAAUUAUCUCAGGUAAUCAUAUGAAAUCUCUCGUAAGAGAUUUCAGGUAGAGUUCACCAUACUUUCCCUUCACACUCUGAAACUUGUGACACUUCUCUAACCAGACCUACUUUUGUUCUGGCAUUGACAGUUCUGGCACUGUAUGGUAGAUAUGUCUUAUUUAGACAGUUAGGCAAGAUAAUAUAAAAUACUACUAUUUGAAAUAAUCAUCUUAUUUGUAAAUUCAUUACAUGCUUUUGGGAUCCUCUUAAAUAACCUGUAGAAUGCCUUUAUUUAUUAUAAUUUCAUGUAUUGCAAAUUUUAUUUAAUGUUUUUUCACCUUUCAAACUUAAACAUUGCAAAUUUUAUAUUAUUUGAAUGACUAAAAAUCUAUUAUUUGUGAAGGACAAUUUCAUCAUAUGUAUGCUGCAUUUUCACCAUAUUCAUUCCUAUGUUCACUAUAUUCAUCAAGUUUCGGACAACAAAUUCAAGGCUGCAUACUGCUCCAUUACAUUCACACAAUCACAUUAUUGCAUACAAAUUCAUUUCAGUAUUAACAGGAAUGGCAUAGAAUUUGCACAAUUGGGUGUCAUGAUAUGUCCGACAAGGGAGAUGGUUUGGCCUGCCCCAAUGGAGUAGCAUAACUUGCCACUCCAUUGAUGGGAAAUUUCAUCAUGAAUACUGUGGAAGCACAUUUUUGUGGCAUAUCUUCACAAAGUAAUAUUUAUGGCCUGACAUCUUUGUAUACGGGUGAAAGUUCACAUAAAGUUUUAGUGGCUUCUUCUAAACGGACAAUAUACUGCAUAGAAUGUUCUAAAAAUCAACAAAAUGUCAUUUUUUCCACUCGUGAGGUUCAAUUUACUUAUAUUCCAGGAAAUGCAGAAAUCAUAUCCAUGGAUGCUUUUAAUCAAGCUUGCCAUAUACAUGAUUUUGUUGUAGGAAUUACAUUUGUUAAAUAUCCAAUACAAGAACAAGAAGACUUAGUUUUCCAGGAACAAGGUUUACAAGAAAGGGAUUACAGGAGACGUUCUGAGGGUGAUAGUUCUGGUAUGAAGAAAUAUUUUAACAUUUAUUCUGAUUGGGAGCCAAGCAAAGAAUGUGAUUUAGAUAAUAUUGCCCAGGGUUGUUUGAGUAUUUGCUUAGAAUUUGUACCUUUGCAUCUCACACACACUGAAAUUAUUGUGGAUGAUGUAAAGGAAGUAGUAUGGCUGUUAAGUGGAAAUGAUAAUAAAAUCCAUCUUUACAGAGAAGAUAAAACAAGGCAGACAUAUUAUGAGGAUCUAAGUACUACAUGCUUUCCUGAAUUUGCUUCUUUAGAUAGUUUAGUGAUAUGGAUGGAUUUUUUUACUACUUUUGAAUAUAGAAUAACUGCACUUGGGUGUAAACAUGGCUUUGUAAUAGUUUCUUCUGUAAAAUUACCAGAGACAACCUUGCAAGCUUCAUGGAAAAUACAGCAUGAUGGACCAGUUACUACAGUGAGACUCUUUCAAGAUUCAACUUUGGAAAGCAUCCAAAAUUGCUUUUUCAGUACAAACAAAAAAGAUGAUAAAAUACAUUUAUGUGUUGGUAAUGCUUUAGAAGUUUCAGUUGUUUACAGGGACAUUUUAAACCAUGGAUUAGAGUUAAAAAAUCAAGAACUUCUACCUGAAAGCUCUAUGUAUGACUGUGUUAUGUGUAGCUUGAUUGCAGAUAUAGACAUGGAUGGAAAGAAUGAAGUCUUACUGGGAACAUAUGGACAGCAACUUCUUGUUUAUAAAUGGAAGAUUGAAUCUGGUAAAACUGGAUCAUAUGAAUUAUAUCACAAACAAAUGUUCCCCCAUCCUUUAUUAGCAUUGAGUUAUAUGGACAUAAUAGGAGAUGGUGUGAAAGAAUUAUUGGUUCUUACAACUAAUGGUCUUCAUAUUUUACAACAUGAUCUAACGCAAGUCAGAGAUAUAUGUUUCGAAAGAAUGAAAUGGGUUCUACGCAACAUACCGGCUGAUAAACUGAAAAAAUCUUUAAAAAUUGAUUAAAAACAAUAUAAAUUUUUGUAUAUUAAAUAUGUGUUCUAGACCAGUGAUGUUAUAUUUUUAAUGUAUUUAUAUUUUUUCAUUCAAUUCCGUAAUAAAAAUUUUUGAAAUGUU
Molecule: messenger RNA, 2214 nt
Organism: Argiope bruennichi
Lineage: Eukaryota; Metazoa; Arthropoda; Arachnida; Araneae; Araneidae
Product: KICSTOR complex protein kaptin-like
Exons: 14
Coding region: 751-2103 (450 amino acids)
Biological process (GO): cellular response to amino acid starvation; actin filament organization; negative regulation of TORC1 signaling
Cellular component (GO): KICSTOR complex; actin cytoskeleton; lamellipodium
Molecular function (GO): actin filament binding
Source: RefSeq, a predicted model, not a curated record